AUGUCAACUCGUCCUCAGAAACCACAUUACGCUAGCUCUUCGUCCAUAGACUCAGAUAGCAGCUCACCAUCGUCGUCCGACACCGACCUCUCUAUCCGAAUCAGUAUGGACGUCCAACCCGUUGCGUCGGUCGAGGUGAUGCGCUGCCUACGCUGCCAUCGCCAUGUCGAGGCUACAUCGACCGACGACCCUGCAUCGACAGGAAUGAUUCGACCAAUGGGUAUGAUGAGCGUGAGCGUGAGCGUGAGCGAGAAUGAGAGCGAGAGAGGGAGAGAGAGAGAGAGAGGUCGACUAUUUUUCGACGACAGAUUUUCCUACAAGACUACAACAACUCAACGACAUUCUAACCUGAGCCAAACAACAUUCACCAUGGGUUUUCGCCAGAAAGAAUAUGGAUUUUUGAACAAAUCGCAUUUUUCAGACCUCCAUGAGAAGGAAGCCGACAAAUGGCAUCCCGCAACGCUUUGCUACGGUCAUGCGCUCUGCGCAAAAAGGAGAAAUCAGCCAGACACACGCUUACGACGCUCCGCUGCAUCUGCAUGGAUAUAA
Molecule: messenger RNA, 549 nt
Organism: Daldinia decipiens
Lineage: Eukaryota; Fungi; Ascomycota; Sordariomycetes; Xylariales; Hypoxylaceae
Exons: 2
Coding region: 1-549 (182 amino acids)
Source: RefSeq, a predicted model, not a curated record